UCAUACUUCACAUUCCACAUAUAUACUGUCAAACCGGGAGAAAUAUUACAGAAAACAAUAAGACGCCACUGGGAGGAAAAAAAACAAAAAAACAACAAAAAAAAAAAAACCAAAAAAAAAACCAAUAUUCAAACGCUACGAAAUUGCGCAGCUUUUGUCUCCCGCUUUGGAAAGGAAAAGGUGAUUUUUUUACACAUAGAAAACAAAAAAGGAAAAAAGGAAAGAAAAAAAAACCCCCCCCAAAAAAGCUGAAGCUGACACCCGGCAGACCCGCUCCCUUCGAGCCGCUUCCCCGGGGGAACCGACGCGUUUCGCUUGACGGAGAAGACACGCGGUGUUCGCGGGAAUACGCGGCUCCAUAUUCGGAUACGGGCUACGUAGCUGCCGCUCCUCAUAGAUCCAUUGACUGUGGGGCUCGGGGUUGGGCCCAGGGGGAGCCGCCACCAUUGCUUCCAACGAGUGGAGCGCCAACGGUAGCCCAGAGGAUGGGCUGGACGGCGACAACGAGGAGCUGGACAAGGCCAUGGACGGCGACGCCGAGGGUGUGUGGAGCCCGGACAUUGAGCAGAGCUUCCAGGAGGCCCUCGCCAUCUACCCGCCCUGCGGCAGGAGGAAAAUCAUCCUCUCGGACGAGGGAAAGAUGUACGGACGUAAUGAACUGAUCGCGAGGUACAUUAAACUGAGGACGGGCAAAACCCGCACGAGAAAACAGGUGUCUAGUCACAUACAGGUGUUAGCGCGGAAGAAAGUUCGAGAGUACCAGGCGGGUAUAAAGGCAAUGAAUUUGGAUCAAGCCUCUAAAGACAAAGCCCUGCAGAACAUGGCGGCACUAUCAUCUGCACAGAUCGUCUCUCCCACGCUCAUCAAGAACCAACUACCACCGCUUCCCCCGUCCCCCUACCCACAGCAAGCCAGGGUGAGGCUUUUAUCUCAAGACUACUUUUGGCCCGCCCAAAUCCCAGGACAGCCUGGACCCUCUCAGGAGCUGGUUCUAGAGCUCAACCCGGGAAGGACUCCUGGGCUUAGCCGCACCAGCCAUGCUAUCAAACCGUUUGCACAGUCCCCGUACCCAAACCUACCUGGUCCCGUACCGCCACCCAUAUCGAAUUAUGAGCCCUUGGCGCCCCCUCCCCCACCGGCUGCUACAGCUGUACCAGUGUGGCAGGACCGGACCAUUGCCUCGUCUAAGCUGCGUAUGCUUGAAUACUCAGCCUUCAUGGAGGUCCAAAGGGAUCCGGACAAUUACAGCAAACACCUGUUUGUCCACAUCGGGCAAACAAACCCCUCCUACAGUGACCCCCUCCUUGAGGCCGUGGACAUCCGGCAGAUCUAUGACAAGUUCCCUGAAAAGAAAGGUGGCCUCAAAGAGCUCUACGAGAAAGGCCCUCAGAAUGCCUUCUUCCUCGUCAAAUUCUGGGCGGACUUGAACAGCAGUGGAAUGCAAGAUGGUCCCGGUUCAUUUUACGGCGUCAGUAGCCAGUACAGCAGUGCUGAGAACAUGACUAUCACUGUUUCAACCAAAGUGUGCUCGUUUGGCAAGCAGGUGGUUGAAAAGGUGGAGACAGAGUAUGCCCGGAUGGAGGGAGGAAAGUGUGUUUACAGGAUCCACCGCUCUCCUAUGUGCGAGUACAUGAUCAACUUCAUCCACAAGCUCAAACAUUUGCCUGAAAAGUACAUGAUGAACAGUGUUCUUGAAAACUUUACUAUCCUACAGGUGGUGACAAACCGUGACACCCAGGAGACCUUGCUCUGUAUAGCGUUUGUGUUCGAGGUUUCCACGAGUGAGCACGGGGCUCAGUAUCACGUCUACAGACUCGUUAAAGACUAACGGCCCUUCAGGGAGGUUUUGGGAAAAUGGCUGACAAAAGCGUGACACAAUCUCUCUUCAGACCGCUCGGCGAUCCAGGAACGAACAUUCAGACGACGUGAGACCGAGCUUAACACGGACACAUCUUAUACACUUAAGAAAAGAGAAAAAAAAACAAAAAGCAAAACACAACACUACACACCUUGUACGUUGGGAAAGAGAACGAGUUCUCCGCUGACAAGAACAAGAGUUUUUUGAAGAAAUCGCGUGUUCAAACGAGACAACUACUUUCCACGUAUUUAUACAUGCCUCAGAUGAAGUGCGUCACCUUUGCAAGGACAGUGGAAGGUUACUGGGAUGUUUUGUUGUUGAGGGAAUAAGCAUGUGUGCAGGGUUCCCCAGAUUUACUGCGUCACACAAGGGAACUCGCUCCGAGCAAUAAGAGAAACGUAUCAAAAGAUUGGAAGAUGGCAAAAAAAAAAAAGGUAAAGGGCCGCCGCCCCGCCGAGGUCGUUUUACUGUCAGUAAGUCAGGACAGCAAGUGCCUUUUUCUCCAAAGAUUAUGUUAUUGCCUGCCACUUUGGAUUGCCUUAUUACUACCUCUUGUUUUUUUUGUUUUUUUAAAGAAGCGAAAGAGAAGAAAAUGUGACAGGUACGUUUUCUCGAUGAAAUGAAACCAGAAGGUGACUAUGCAUUCGUUUGUUUUUUUGUUUUUUUUUGUUUUUGUUUUUUCCUCUCACAAAAGCUGACCUUUGAGGCAUGUAAUGUUUAAUCUGGGCACAAAGCAGGAUGGUAUAAUACGUUUUUUUUUUUUUUUUUUUUCAUGUAGCCUACUGUUUAACGAAGAACGGUCCAGUUUUACUGUCCAAAUGUACAGGAAGAUUGAUUGUGUUACCACAUCAACCUGGUCUCUGCGUCCCCAAAGCUUCGCUUACACCAUCGAUAAUCGGGUCUUACCCGAGUCUGACUGAGUCUAACCCGAGUCUGACUGAGUCUAACCCGAGUCUGACUGAGUUACGACAGAGUUAGGACGCCCCGCUACCACUGCUAGCCUAACAAAUAGCCGGUCCUUGUGACGGCAUCCCCCCAUUCUCUCUCUCUCUCUCUCUCUGUGUUGGAAGACGUGUGCUUUUUGUGCACUUAAAUGGUCGAGGAAAAGGGUGUGGCAACAGCAGUGCUUAUUUUCUGCCUUUUUUGUUUUGUUUUUGUUUUUGUUUUUCCAUUAUGUAGCCCUAAUUAAGAUGAAUUGUUUCUGUACUGUGAGUUAAUGUGGAUGCUAAAGGAAUAUGUGUUACAUAGGAGUAUUCUGGGGACAUACGUUUAUAUUUGUGAAUAACUUUAAACCCAGCACAGAGACCGUAUCUGCUAUCCCCGGUGUAAAACGGACAUGAGCUCUCACGGUAUUCUACUUUUCUUUUUCUUUUUUAAAAAAAAAAAAAAAUUUUUUUUUAGGUCAAUUGGUUGAAGCUACUUCGGCUGAAAUGGGUCAGUUUUGUUGGUUGACUUUUGGAACAGAAUGUUCGAGUGACAGUUGAAAUGAAACGAUUUCAUAAUUACAACAUCAUCAUCAUCAGCAGCAUAAAACAGCAUCAAACAGGUCGUCUUGAAUGAGGGAUAUCGUCUCUGUGCUGUGGCGCGUGACCAUUGAUUGUUAUUUAUAAGGGUCUAAAACACAUGGUGGGAGGGCAGGGCAGGUCAUCGGUGAUUUAUUGAUUAUUAACCAUCGCAAUAUAUAGAUGUUGGCAAUAACGCAGGACAUUGUGCUAAAAGGCAAGAAAACUGUCAUCCCAUGGAUAUCACUGCACGAGCGAUAAUGCCUGCCCCGCGUGGUCCACGGGACGAGUUCGUCCUCAAACCUCAUGCGGUAGACGUUAUACGGUGGAUUUUAUUGCACCUGGCUUUGAAUGUCCUACUUUCGGAAGAUAGAUACCAUAACACUCCUCCCGCAGAUUUCUCGAGUUUAAUUUUAUACUGUCUUUUUUUUUUUUUUUUUUACCAUUAUCAAAGUUAAUAUGUUUUGUUUUGAUCGUUGUUGUUUUUCUGACUUUCAGUGUGUGCCAUAUGCUCCACUGAAAAUAACGCGUGAUUGUGUUGAUAUUGAUAAUGAAUAAUGAGAUAUCUAAUGUAUCAUAUUCAGAAUGGUGUGGGAAAGUUUUUUGUUUUGGUUAAAAGGUGGUUUACUGUUGGUUACCAUUGUGCAUUGCAAUUUUAUAUUUUCUGUUAUUUUCAAAGUAGGGGUUGUAAUAUGUAAUCCGACAAAUGUAUCUAACAAUAAAAGACGCAUGGUGCCUUUGGGGCCAUUUCCCCAGAAAACAUAUUAAAC
Lampris incognitus (smalleye Pacific opah) is the source of this 4130-nucleotide messenger RNA. It is a transcript of the gene tead3b, whose product is annotated as TEA domain family member 3 b. The coding region runs from base 524 to 1828 and encodes 434 amino acids. Gene Ontology annotation, molecular function: RNA polymerase II cis-regulatory region sequence-specific DNA binding; DNA-binding transcription factor activity, RNA polymerase II-specific. Lineage: Eukaryota; Metazoa; Chordata; Actinopteri; Lampriformes; Lampridae. The record is from RefSeq and is a predicted model, not a curated record. Gene Ontology annotation, cellular component: transcription regulator complex. Gene Ontology annotation, biological process: positive regulation of transcription by RNA polymerase II; hippo signaling; embryonic organ development. The transcript is spliced from 15 exons.